AAGCACUGACGUAAUUGAUACAGCGACCGCGGCUUCCUGGAGCUCUCCCUGUCGCACUGCAGCUUCCCCGCACCCGAAUCAUGGCAACUGAACCCUUGACAGGGCCCAGCCAGACCGAAUGCACGCAGUGGGACUGGAUGAAUAUAAGCCGGCGAUAUCCAUCAGGGUCCUCCGUUGAUUGGGGUUUCCUCCAUGCCGUGGCUUCUGCAGUCCCCCGAGCACCUCGAAAUAAAAGAAGGUCAACAUCCCGCGAGUGCAUCUCGAUCGAUUGGCUCAUCCGAGUACACGUUGUUCCCCUCAAUUGAGUUACAAUCGAGCAUCUGCGUGUGUGGGACAAACAGCAAAGACCUAUCAGGGCCAGCACACGUAUAGUACCUCCUCUGGUGCUCUAUAAAGUAUAAAGGGCGCCAACCAUGUCGGCGUGCAGAGCGCUCCGGGGCAGCAACGGUCUCCUGCGCGCCGUAUCCUCCCCCCGAGUUGCCAGGCCCGUUGUUGGGUCUCUCGAAUCCCGUCGCCGGUUCACUGCCUCGACCCGCACCAUGUCGUCCUUCUACCCCUCCUGGGAGCCUGAGGGCCCUUCGGUCAAGACCGAGAUUCCCGGCCCCAAGUCCAAGGCUGCCAUCGCCGAGCUCGACGAGGUCUUCGAUACGCGCAGCCUAAACAUGCUCACCGACUACACGAAGAGCGUGGGCAACUACAUUGCUGACCCGGACGGCAAUGUGUUGUUGGAUGUGUACGCCCAGAUCGCCUCCAUCCCGCUAGGGUACAAUAACCCGGCUCUACGCAAGGCCGCCCAGAGCGAUGACAUGAUCAACGGCAUCAUCAACCGACCCGCCCUGGGCAACUUCCCCCCCACCGAGUGGGCCGACAUCCUCAAGUCCGGCAUCCUCAAGGUCGCCCCAAGGGGUCUCAACCAGGUAUUCACCGCCAUGGCCGGGUCCGACGCCAACGAGACCGCCUACAAAGCCGCCUUCAUGUGGCGCCGCCAGCGCGAGAGGGGAGGGCCCAACGUCGAGUUCACCGAAGAAGAGAUGAACUCGGCCAUGAACAACCAAUCUCCGGGCGCCUCCCAGCUCUCCAUCCUCUCCUUCAAGACGGGCUUCCACGGCCGCCUCUUCGGCUCCCUCUCCACCACCCGCUCCAAACCCAUCCACAAGCUCGACAUCCCCGCCUUCGACUGGCCGCAGGCCACCUUCCCGCAGCUCAAAUACCCGCUCGACCAACACGCGGCCGAGAACGCCGCCGCGGAGCGCGCUGCCCUCGACGAGGUCGAGCGGCUGCUGACAACCUACCACGUGCCGCCGUGCGCGGUGGUAGUCGAGCCGAUCCAGUCGGAGGGGGGCGACAACCACGCGACGGCGAGCUUCUUCCGCGGGCUGCGCGAGGUGACGCGGCGGCACGGGGUGCUGCUGAUCGUGGACGAGGUGCAGACGGGGGUGGGCGCCACGGGCCGCUUCUGGGCCCACGAGCACUGGGACCUCCCCCACCCGCCCGACAUGGUCACCUUCAGCAAGAAGGCCCAGACCGCGGGGUACUACUUCGGCGACCCGGCCCUGCGCCCCAACAAGCCCUACCGCCAGUUCAACACCUGGAUGGGCGACCCCGCCCGCGCCCUGCUGUUCAGGGCCAUCAUCGACGAGGUCGAGAAGCAUGACCUGGUGAGGCAUACCGAGAAGGUGGGGAACUACCUGUUUGGCAAGCUGGAGGGGCUGGCGGCGAAAUACCCGGGCGAGUUUGAGAACCUGAGGGGGAAGGGCAUGGGGACCUUCAUUGCGUUUGAUAACCCGCGGCGGGACCAGUUCUUGGCCGCGGCCAAGAAGUUGGGGGUGAAUAUUGGUGGGAGUGGGCAGAGCGCGGUCAGGUUGAGGCCGAUGCUGAUUUUCGAGGAGAAGCAUGCGGAUAUCUUGGUGGAGGUGCUGGAGAAGAUUGUCAAGUCGUGGUAGGUGGUAGGUGGUGUGUAGAUUUAUGCUCGGGUAGUGGCCUGAAACUGCAUUGAACUGGGGGCCACCAGACUGGUGCAUCGAACUGGAAUUAAACGGGGUGACGGGGAUUA
Molecule: messenger RNA, 2053 nt
Organism: Chaetomium fimeti
Lineage: Eukaryota; Fungi; Ascomycota; Sordariomycetes; Sordariales; Chaetomiaceae
Product: aminotransferase class-III-domain-containing protein
Exons: 1
Coding region: 414-1943 (509 amino acids)
Biological process (GO): GABA catabolic process
Cellular component (GO): mitochondrion
Molecular function (GO): pyridoxal phosphate binding
Source: RefSeq, a predicted model, not a curated record